Messenger RNA from Momordica charantia (bitter melon), 642 nucleotides. RefSeq lists its product as uncharacterized. Gene Ontology annotation, biological process: mitochondrial respiratory chain complex I assembly. Gene Ontology annotation, cellular component: mitochondrial inner membrane. The record is from RefSeq and is a predicted model, not a curated record. Lineage: Eukaryota; Viridiplantae; Streptophyta; Magnoliopsida; Cucurbitales; Cucurbitaceae.
GACCAAGCUAGACUCCGGGAAGGGGAAAGGGAAGGGACUGCGAAAAAUGGCGGCGACGGCGAGACAAAAAGAGGUGGCGACGCUGCCGAAUCUCAUCAGAAGCCUCAGAAAGGAUCGCCGGAGGCCAGGACUCAGCCAGCCUCUGCCGUCGUUGAGACGCGCGUUUUCACUUUACGAUCAGAUCAAUCUCGAAGAUCAGCUUCGCUUUCAACGGUAUACUGAGACGGGUUUUACGGUAAAUGGAGUGGAUUAUGAAGGGAGCUUGCUCUGCGUUGGGAGCUUAUUAAUGUCGUGGAGUCCCAGGAAAUUUUCGGAGAUUACGGCGGAGAGUUUGUCUAUCUUCCAGAUUGUGCGGCCUAUUCCAGAAAUUCUACUACUUGGCUGUGGGAAAUAUACUGAACCAGUAAAUCCUGAAUUAAGGCAAUUCAUUCGUUCCACUGGCAUGAAGUUGGAAGCUGUAGACACGAGAAAUGCGGCAUCAACAUAUAAUAUUCUAAAUGAGGAAGGAAGAAUUGUGGCUGCAGCACUUCUGCCCUAUGGAGUUUAUUCUUGAUGCCCACAGCCAAGCUCCACAGUCAUUCCUAUGGAUAUUUCUCAAUGUGCAGGAUUCUUCUAGCCCUCAAAUCUUACAAGUAUUCCUAA